UGUCGCCUCUCAAAACCCUAGAAAAUCUUAUACUUCCAUUUUUCCACUUUCCGACACUUUCUUGGCAGCCAAACACACUAAUCCUAAAGUAUAUCGUAAAAUGGCGAAGAAGAACACGGAGAGGAAAGUGAACGUGUCGGGUAAGCCUAAGCACUCGCUAGACGUGAACCGGAGCGAUGGCAAGAACAAUUCGAGAACCGCCGCCACGGUGCGCCGCCUUAAGAUGUACAACACACGGCCCAAACGUAACGCUAAAGGGAAAAUCUUGAGUCAUGAGUUUCAGUCUAAAGAGCUACCAAAUACGCGUAUCCAACCUGAUCGCCGAUGGUUCGGGAAUACUCGAGUUGUGAAUCAAAAGGAGCUAGAAUUUUUUCGAGAAGAGCUCCAAAGCCGGAUGUCAAGCAAUUACAAUGUCAUUUUGAAGGAGAAGAAAUUGCCCUUAUCUCUCUUAAAGGACCAUGCUAAGCAAGCUAGAGCUCAUCUUCUGGACACAGAGCCUUUCGAGAAUGCAUUUGGACCUAAGACAAAGAGGAAGCGCCCAAAGCUCCUAGCUGUAGAUUAUGAGUCUUUACUUAAGAAAGCAGAUGGUUCUCAAGAUGCAUUUGAGCAGAAGCAUGCUGCUUCUACUUCUGCAGAAGCAGGUGAGGCGGAUGGGUUCCGUGACUUAGUUCGGCACACUAUGUUUGAGAAGGGUCAAAGUAAACGAAUAUGGGGUGAACUCUACAAAGUAAUAGACUCAUCAGAUGUUGUUGUCCAGGUUUUGGAUGCUAGGGACCCACAGGGCACCAGAUGUCAUCAUUUAGAGAGGCAUUUGAAAGAGCAUUGCAAUCAUAAACAUAUGAUUCUUCUGUUAAACAAGUGUGAUCUUGUUCCUGCUUGGGCUACGAAGGGGUGGCUUAGAGUUCUAUCCAAAGAAUAUCCAACUCUAGCAUUCCAUGCUAGUGUUAACAAGUCUUUUGGCAAGGGUUCUCUUUUAUCGGUACUAAGACAAUUUGCCCGCUUAAAAAGCGACAAGCAAGCAAUAUCUGUUGGAUUUAUUGGUUAUCCUAACGUUGGCAAGUCUUCAGUUAUCAACACACUCCGCACAAAAAAUGUCUGUAAGGUUGCUCCCAUCCCAGGGGAGACUAAGGUUUGGCAGUAUAUAACACUCACUAAAAGGAUUUACUUAAUUGACUGCCCUGGAGUUGUUUACCAGAAUAGUGACACAGAAACAGAUAUUGUGCUGAAGGGUGUGGUACGCGUCACGAAUCUAGAGGAUGCUGCUGAACACAUCGGAGAAGUUUUAAAGCGUGUCAAAAAAGAGCACUUGAAAAGGGCAUACAAGAUAAAGGACUGGGAAGAUGAAAAUGACUUCUUAGUUCAGCUAUGCCAAUCAACCGGUAAACUUUUGAAGGGUGGAGAACCUGAUUUGACUACUUGUGCGAAGAUGAUCCUUCAUGACUGGCAGAGAGGUAGAAUACCCUUCUUCGUUCCUCCUCCGAAACAAGAAGCUGAUGAUUCGUCAGAUGAACCCACUGUGCAUGGGAUAGACAAGGAUGCCGUGGCUGAUAAUAAUCAGGCUGAUGCUGCACUUAAAGCCAUUGCAAAUGUAAUGUUGUUCCAGCAGCAGAAAAGUGUACCUGUUAAAACUGAUCUCUUCAGUGACAAUGAACUCACCGGUGAUGCAACCAACCAGGUACCUGAUAGUGAUAUGGUUGGUGAAGAUGGAGCCUCCGAUGAUGAUGAUGAUGAUGAGGUUGAAGGUAGUAGCUCAGAUGAAGCAUAGACAUUUUGUUUUGGAAAAGGAUGGAAGGCUCGAUUUUUGGUAGUUAGGGCUUGCUCAUUGUAACUGGAAUAUGUUUUUCUUUUCCCUUCUUAAUAUGAAAAACAUUUGACCAAGUUAAAUUAAAUUUAUGUUUUUUCGUUGUAAUUCAAGAAAAGAAAAUUUCUUAAUAUUUUAUUAUGAGCAAUUUGUUUUAUCUAUAGCAAUAAGAAACCAUUACAUCUUUUAAGUCA
This is a messenger RNA of Gossypium raimondii (Peruvian cotton), 1995 nucleotides long. Its product is annotated as nuclear/nucleolar GTPase 2. Gene Ontology annotation, molecular function: GTP binding. The transcript has 11 exons. NCBI's taxonomy places the organism in Eukaryota, Viridiplantae, Streptophyta, Magnoliopsida, Malvales, Malvaceae. Gene Ontology annotation, cellular component: nucleolus. Bases 101 to 1765 code for a protein of 554 amino acids. The record is from RefSeq and is a predicted model, not a curated record.